GACGCCGUCAGACGACGAUGGCGCUCUCCGCGCUCCGCGGCGUCGCCGCCCGGGGCGCCGGUCCGGCGCUCCGACGGCCCGCCCCGGCCAUGAACCUCGCCAUCGGGAGCCGGAGCCGGCGGCCGCUCGUCACCCUCACCCAAAAACACGCCCUGGCGCUCCCGCGGUCCGCGAUCGACGAGAGACGGCGGGGCAUCUGGAGCUUCCUGCGGAACCGCCAGCUCAAGAAGCUCGAGCGCGCCGCGAACGACGCGCCGGAGGACGGCGCGGCGCAGAUGACCUUCGUGCGCGCGCUCGCGGCGGAACAUCCCGAGGCGGCGCUCCGGCGCAUCGAGGCGCUGUCGCCCGCGCAGCACGAGGCGCUCCUCGAGCCGUUGACGCGCGAGUACCUCAAGGCCCUCGUCGCCACGGGCCAGAUGGACACGGCGCCCCUGGCGGACGUCAAGGCGCGGCUCGCGGCCGCGUCGGCGGCGGCGGCGACGGCGGCCAAGGCGGGCGCGGCCGCCGAGGCCGCGGGCGCGGCGUCGGCGGCGCCGCCCGCGGCCGCCGCCGGCGCCUUCGCCGGCGCGUCGACGUCCUUCGUGCCGCCCGUCGGCGCCGCCGCGGCCCUGGGCGCCGCGGGCACGGCCGCGAACCCCGUCCAGGUCGCCGUCGUGCAGGCGGGCUGGCGCCAGCAGCUCUGGCGCACGCUGCGCGUGCUCGCCGUGGCCUUCAUCGCGUUGAGCGCCUUCGGCGCGCUCAUGGACGACCGGGGCAUGUCGAGCCGCCUCGGCGCGGCGUCGACGGCCGUGCACACGGCCGAGAACAGCGACAAGCGAUUCUCGGACGUCAUGGGCGUCGACGAGGCCAAGCAGGAGCUCGAGGAGAUCGUCAUGUUCCUGAGCGACCCGACGCGCUUCACGCGCCUCGGCGGCAAGCUGCCCAAGGGCUGCCUCCUCAUGGGGCCGCCGGGCACGGGCAAGACGCUGCUCGCGCGCGCGAUCGCGGGCGAGGCGGGCGUGCCGUUCUUCUACGCGUCCGGCUCCGAGUUCGAGGAGAUGUACGUGGGCGUCGGCGCGCGGCGCGUGCGCGACCUGUUCGAGGCGGCGAAGAAGCGGAGCCCCUGCAUCAUCUUCAUCGACGAGAUCGACGCGAUCGGCGCGUCGCGCCAUUUGAAGGAGCAGCAGGCGAUGAAGAUGACGCUGAACCAGCUCCUCGUGGAGAUGGACGGCUUCGAGCAGAACCACGGGGUGAUCGUGAUCGGUGCCACGAACAUCGCCGACUCCCUGGACCCGGCGCUGCUGCGGCCGGGCCGCUUCGACCGCCACGUGUCCGUGCCUUUGCCGGACGUCGAGGGCCGGAAGCAGAUCCUGAAAUUGCACAGCGGCAAGAUCCCCCUCGACGCCGACGCGGACAUCGACGCGCUGGCCCGGGGCACGCCGGGCAUGUCCGGCGCGGACCUGUCGAACCUCGUCAAUCAAGCGGCGUUGAAGGCCGCGCUCGACGGGCUCGACGCCGUCACCACCAAGGCGCUCGACUACGCCAAGGACAAGAUCCUCAUGGGCGCGGAGCGCCGGUCCGCCGUGCUCACGAAGGAGACCAUGAAGAUGACGGCCUACCACGAGGGCGGCCACGCGCUCGUCGCCAUGCUCACGUCCGGCGCGGACCCGGUGCACAAGGCGACGAUCAUGCCCCGGGGCCAGGCGCUCGGCAUGGUCCAGCAGCUGCCCGAGGGCGACCAGACGUCCAUCUCCCGCAAGCAGAUGCUCGCGCGCAUGGACGUGUGCAUGGGCGGCCGCGUCGCCGAGGAGCUCAUCUACGGCGCCGACGGCGUGUCGUCGGGCGCGUCGUCCGACAUCUACCAGGCGACGCGCCUCGCGCGGAACAUGGUCACGAAGUGGGGCUUCUCCGACGAGGUCGGCGUCGUCUACCACAGCGGCAAGUGGAACGCCGACGACGCGCCGGCGCCGGAGACGCGCGCGGCCAUCGACCGCGAGGUCCAGAAACUGCUCACGGAUUCGUACGGUCGCGCGACGAAGCUCCUCGUCGACAACCGCGCGCUCCUCGACGCCGUCGCGACGACGCUCAUCGACCGCGAGACGCUCACGGGCAAGGACCUCCAGGACCUCGUCGCGUCCAGGUCGCGCUCGAGGAGGCCGCGCUCAACGAGCCGCUGGACCCGAGCACGUGGGGCAAGAUCCCCGCGGCCGUGCCCGAGGGCGCGGCCGUCGACUGCAGCGGCGCGCCGCCCGACGGCUACCCGACGAAGUGGGCCAUCAAGGACAUCGUCGCCAACUGGAACCCCGACGACAUGGUCGUGCCCGACCAGAUGUACCAGUCCGUCUGCCGCUUCGACUACGCCACGGAGCUCGCGCAGGCGAUUCGGUACCGCGACGCCGAGGUGCCCUUCCAGCUCUACAACGUGCCCGCCAUGAACGAGAUCGCGCGCAAGUGGGCCGACCCGGCCUACAUGCGGCGCAAGCUCGGCGCGUCGACGAAGUACAAGUGCGAGGCGUCGAACCCCGGCGGCGAGGUGAACCACGGCGCGAACCACUUCAUGUACACGAACGGGCGCGCGGCGAAGAACCCGCCGAUCAAGAACGUCAAGCUCUCCUGGGACGACUGGCUCGGCAAGGUCGAGGCGGCGAAGAACAAGUCCAUAUUGGAACCCGACAGCCGUUUUUACUUCCGGUUCUCCGCGACGUCCGCGUCCGACGCGGGCUCGGGAUGGCUCUUCAAGGAGCUCACGUUCUUCCAGCCCAAGCCCAACAUCUUCUUCAAGGAGCCCAAGCAGCAGCGGGGCAUCCACUGCCGCUUCGGCAUGACGGGCGUCAUCGCCGAGGCGCACUGGGACGGCAGCCGCAACAUGGUCGGCCAGUUCUACGGGCGGCGCCGCUACGUCCUCGUGGACCCCGACGACUCCUGCGACAUGUACCUCCUGGCCAAGAACCACCCGUCGGGCCGCCACUCCGAGGUCGACUGGUCGAACCCGGACUCGUGGG
Messenger RNA from Aureococcus anophagefferens, 2981 nucleotides. RefSeq lists its product as hypothetical. Gene Ontology annotation, molecular function: ATP binding; metalloendopeptidase activity; ATP-dependent peptidase activity. The transcript is spliced from 2 exons. Bases 18 to 2414 code for a protein of 798 amino acids. Gene Ontology annotation, cellular component: chloroplast thylakoid; membrane. The record is from RefSeq and is a predicted model, not a curated record. Gene Ontology annotation, biological process: proteolysis. Lineage: Eukaryota; Pelagophyceae; Pelagomonadales; Pelagomonadaceae.